Molecule: messenger RNA, 3448 nt
Organism: Tachysurus vachellii
Lineage: Eukaryota; Metazoa; Chordata; Actinopteri; Siluriformes; Bagridae
Gene: has2
Product: hyaluronan synthase 2
Exons: 4
Coding region: 404-2089 (561 amino acids)
Biological process (GO): extracellular matrix assembly; hyaluronan biosynthetic process
Molecular function (GO): hyaluronan synthase activity
Source: RefSeq, a predicted model, not a curated record
AAUGGACACGCUACAGGAAGCAGCACAGAGUGGCCGCCUACAACAAAUGACAAUUUUAACUCACCAUCUCCCAGUUUUACACCAGUGAUGCCUGGAGAAACUUAAACCUGCAGUACAAUUUGUCACCAACUUUUUCCUACGUUUGGAUACAAUCCGAACCCUCCCUUAUUAAUCAUCUGACAACAAUGACAGUUAGGACUAUGUUAUAGGUUCAUGCAAUAUCUAAUAUAAGUGCGUUUACUGAAGAGGACGACUACACAUUGGAAAAGCUUCACCUGUAGCUCCAUCAGGGGAGAUUUCAUGCAAAGUUCCCCAAAGAAAUUCUUACUCCAGAAAGUUUACUCCAGUUGCUGCCCUGAAAUCUGAAGGUUCUGAUCUGCAUCCAUCCUAAAGGACCACAGAGAUGUCAUCUCCAAGUAGCUGCUUCAAGAUGAAAUGUGAUAACCUGAUCACCUACCUGAGGAUUAUUGGGACAACAAUGUUUGGCGUCUCGCUGCUAGUAGGAAUCUCUACUGCCUACAUCAUGGGCUACCAGUUCUUCACAACUACGGGCAAUUAUCUGUCCUUUGGUCUUUACGGAGCCAUUUUGGUCAUUCACCUCAUCAUCCAGAGUUUGUUUGCUCUGUUAGAACACAGAAACAUGCGGCGGUCCAUGGGGACACCGAUCAAACUCAACAAAUCACUGGCACUUUGCAUAGCUGCCUACCAGGAAGACCCCAGUUACUUGAGAAAGUGCUUGCUAUCAGUUAAGAGGCUCACCUAUCCAAACAUCAAGGUCAUUAUGGUGAUUGAUGGGAAUAAUGAAGAUGACAUCUACAUGAUGGACAUCUUUCGGGAAAUAAUGGGCCGGGAAAAGGCAGCCACCUAUGUCUGGAAAAAUAACUACCACCAGCUAGGGCCAGACGAGACCGAGGAGUCAUACACCGAGAGCCUGCAGCAUGUCUCUCAGCUGGUGCUCUCCAAUAUGUGUGUGUGCAUUAUGCAGAAGUGGGGAGGAAAGAGGGAAGUCAUGUACACAGCCUUCAAAGCCCUGGGGAAGAGUGUCGACUAUGUGCAGGUGUGUGACUCGGACACUAUGCUGGAUCCUGCCUGUUCAGUGGAGAUGGUGAAGGUUCUAGAGGAAGACCCCAUGGUGGGGGGAGUUGGAGGAGAUGUACAGAUCCUGAACAAAUAUGAAUCAUGGGUGUCCUUCUUGAGCAGCGUGCGCUAUUGGAUGGCCUUUAACAUUGAGCGAGCCUGCCAGUCCUAUUUUGGCUGUGUGCAAUGUAUAAGCGGCCCUUUGGGAAUGUACAGGAACUCUCUGCUCCAUGAGUUUCUGGAGGACUGGUACAAUCAAACUUUUAUGGGAAGCCAUUGCAGCUUCGGGGAUGACCGACAUCUCACAAAUCGCGUGCUCAGCCUUGGCUAUGCAACUAAAUACACAGCACGCUCCAAGUGCCUGACCGAGACUCCUAUCACAUACCUGCGUUGGCUCAACCAACAAACACGCUGGAGCAAGUCAUACUUCCGAGAGUGGCUCUACAACUCCUUGUGGUUCCACAAGCACCAUCUGUGGAUGACCUAUGAGGCUGUUAUAACUGGCUUCUUCCCUUUCUUUCUUAUUGCCACGGCCAUCCAGCUCUUCUAUCAUGGCCGCAUCUGGAACGUUCUUCUCUUCCUACUGAUUGUACAGGCUGUGGCACUCAUCAAGUCCUCAUUUGCCAGUUGUUUGCGAGGCAACAUAGUCAUGGUCUUCAUGUCUUUCUACUCAGUGUUAUACAUGUCCAGUCUUCUACCAGCAAAGAUGUUUGCAAUAGCAACAAUAAACAAGUCUGGUUGGGGUACUUCGGGGAGGAAGACUAUAGUCACAAACUUCAUUGGCCUCAUCCCUAUCUCGAUUUGGUUCACAAUUCUAUUUAUAGGCAUUCUAUAUACCAUUGCCCAAGAGGCACGAAAUCCUUUUCCAAAUUCUGAGAAGAUAGUCUUAAUAAUUGGUGCAAUAGUAUAUGCCAGCUACUGGACCGUGUUUUUGACUUUGUACAUGGUUCUUAUAACAAAGUGUGGCAAAAGGAAGAAAGAUCAGCAGUAUGACAUGGUGCUCGAUGUCUGAUGUGCCUCACUGUGUUGUCCCUCCCUUAUCAAAGUUUACAUUGUGAACAGAAUGCUCUGCUAUUAGUUCUCCAUACAUGACAGAAAAAGACUCCUUCAAAGAGAGCUACUAUUGCUGCUGUGACUUGAUACCAUGGACAUUUUUUUUAAAUAAUAAGGAAACACCAAAAACCCAAAACGAGGUUCAAACUGUUGAUUAUCGACUGUUAAUUUUAUACUUUUCCCAAAAACCAUCAACUUAACUUUCUUUUCCAUUUUAUCCAUGAAACUGAUGUUUAUUUUCGAUGCACUUUUUGUAUCUUUCUCUCUUUCAUCAGACAGAAUGCUUGACAAGGAACUCAAUGAACAAAUACCUCAGUGGUUAUGUUUGCAUUGUGUGAUUGACUGGGAUGCAGUCAAGGCUCAUUCUUUUCAAAUAAUUUAUUGUGUUUUUUUAAACAUUGUUUUAUAUAUAAAUAUAAAUGUAAACAUUUUUAAUGAAGGCCAAAACUGAAUGUGUUGGCCAUGCUGUAUUUUGUAUUUGCAUAUUGUAUUUCUUUUCCUUUUAUAUAGACAAGUUUAUUUUUACUUAGCCAUGAAAGAUUCUUUAUUUUCAGUCAUGAAUAUAUGAGAAAAUGCAUUGUGCAUUUAACUGUUAUUACAAUGAAUUGUUCAUACGACCAAAAAAUGUGAAGCUGGGUUUCGUGUUUCGUGCAUUGAUGACAAUAAAAUGCGAUUCUAGUAACAAGUGAUUUAUAAAGAAGAAGAAUAACCUGUGUUAUUGAAAAAAAGUAUUACCUGACAAGAAAACCAGCAUAUUUAUAGAAACAAUCUGUGGUUUGUUGUUUUUGUAUCUGACUUAUUGUAUGUUUGUACACAUAUUUGGCCUGUCAACUAUUAUGAAGACUGAUGAACAAUCUAUCACAUUUCAGACAAUGUAUUUGCACACGGAUAUUCACACACGGAUUUCUAAACAUGUCCACACUCGAACAGCAUGACUUUUUAUUCAAUGUGAUGUGUUUAUUAUUUAUGAUUUAAAUGAGCCUAUUGACAAGUAUCUAAUAACGCUGAUGCUGAUAUGAGACAUAUGAAAUUGUAGAUGUGAUGUCAAAUGAACUGGCCUGUAAACUCAGUAACAGGCAUGUCUUUAAACAAUUUCUAAGCUCAAGAGCAAAUGGGUCAACUGAGGGCUGGAAUUAAAAAUUGACUAUGAAAGUAUUUCCUUGCGAUCUAAUUAUGCCAAAUGUUAUGUAGGCAGUAUUAUUAUAAAGCACUUUUUGUGUUUGUGCCAAAUCGAAAACUUUCUUACUAUGCAUACACAAUGUGUUUUUGUUUCCUUUGUAAACAUUAUGUUUUUGAAAAAAAUAAAAUACAUUGACCA